AAGCCACCUGACAUCAUUAUUACAAUUGCUAUUAUUAAGAUGUCUUGUCACAAGAAUGAGUUUUAAUCGUUUUUUGUUUAAGUAAUUUUUCUAUCGAGAAGUUUCUUCUUCCAAACCUGUAAGUCUAGAUAUUCUGAAAGUGGCCAACGGUUUCCUGACCACGUACACUUUCGGAGAAUCUGGACAAAUGCAACUAACAAAGACUCCGACAUUGGAUAUUCCAACCACUCGACCUAAAGCGGGAAACUUAUUAGAUGGGGGACAGGCUUUGUGGCCUUGUGACAGUCACUCGUGGUGGACCGUUGGCCCUCCCGCUUUGGAAGUGCACAGAGAGGAGACCGCGAGACCCGUGGGGGCCAGUGGCAGCCAGGACGCGGCGCAGAAGCUGGGCCGAAGUGUUUCCUUCCCUGUGGAGAAAUCCUGGCUUGGCGUCCCUGGCCCUUCAGGAAGAGCCAUGGCCUCAGCCACAAGCAGCAAGAAGAUGCGGGAGGAGGCCACCUGCUCCAUCUGCCUGAACCUGAUGGCCGAGCCCGUGAGCAUCAGCUGCGGACACAGCUACUGCCAGGCCUGCAUCCUGCGCUUCCUGGACAACCAGCCGCGCCUGCCGCAGGAAUCCCCCUGCCCGCAGUGCCGCGCCCCGUUCCAGCGGUUCAGCCUGCGGCCCAACAAGCAGCUGGGCGGCCUCAUCGCAGCCCUCCGGGAGAUGGACUGCGACAUGUCCUGUGAGGAGCAUGGCGAGCGGCUGCAGCUGUUCUGUGAGGAGGAGGGUCAGCUCAUCUGCUGGCGCUGCGAGCGGGCCCCGCAGCACCAAGGGCACAGCACCGCACUCGUGGAGGAUGUGUGCCCCGGCUACAAGGAAAAGCUCCAGAAAGCCGUGACAAAAUUGAGGCAACUGGAAGAGGAAUGUGCGAACCAGAAGGCAUUCCGGGGGAAGCAGAUAACCAAGUGGAAUGAGAAGAUAAGUGUGAAGAGACAGAAGAUCCAGUCCGACUUCAAGAACCUGCACAGGUUCCUGGAAGAGGAGGAGAAGUUGCACCUGUGGAGACUGGACAGAGAGAAGGAGCAGACUCUGAUGAGACUGAGGGACAGCGAGUCCAGACUGGGCCAGAAGAGACGCCAGCUGGAGAGCCACAUCCUGGAGCUGGAGGAGAGGUGUCAGGGCUCGGCGCAGAAGCUGCUGCAGGACGUGAAGGCCACGCUGAGCAGGAGUCAGGCCGUGCAGCUGGAGGCCCCGGAGGCCCUGUCCUUGGAGGUUCACACCGUGUGCGAUGUUCCGAAGCUUUACUUCGACGUGAAGAAGCUACUGAGGACCUGUCAAGUGAGUGUGGUUCUGGAUCCGGAUACGGGGCAUCGGGAACUGAUUGUGUCUGAGGACCAGAGACAAGUGACUCGGGGGUGCCCCCAGGACAACCUGGACGUGUCUCCCAGGAGGUUCGCCGCCUCGCCCUGCAUCCUGGGCCGGGAGAGCUUCACCUCAGGGCGGCACUACUUCGAGGUGGACGUGGGAGAAGGGACUGGCUGGGACGUCGGUGUCUGCGCGGAGAGUGUGCAGAGGGGCGUGGUCCUGAAGCAGGAGCCCCAGGCCGGCUUCUGGGCUCUCCGGCUGUGCGCCAAGGACGGCUACGUGGCGCUGACCUGGCCCCGCACGCCCCUGCGCCUCGGGGAGCAACCCCUGGUGGUGGGGGUUCUCCUGGACUGCGAGGCUGGAGUCGUUUCCUUCUACAGCAUGACCUCAGGCUCUCACCUCUUCACCUUCCCCAAGGCCACCUUCUCAGCCGCGCUGCGGCCCUACUUCCAGGUCUAUCCAUACUCUCCCUUGUUCCUGCCACCGCCGGAUGCGUGAGGACAGGAGCAGCGUCCGGGGCUGGGCUGGACCAGCCAGAGAAACUCUGUGAAUCCGUGAGGCCAGGACCCUGGUCUGUGCCUCACUGCUGUUCCCGGCUGUUGUGGGUCCUCAUCAAUCUGCAUUCGAGUGAAGGGCUGUCAGGACGGAGAAUCCCACAGGUGGUCGUCUGAGCCUGACCUGUAGCUGCGCCCGUGGACUCAGAGCCCCGCUAGCCUGAAGUCCGUGGGUGAUGCAGAGUUUGGGAGGUCCGAGGGCUCCCAUUUUUUUUUCUUCUCACCUGAGGACAUGCUCUUUGAUUUUUUCUUUUUAAGAGUGAGGGGGAGGGAGGGAGAGAGAAAGAGAAUCAUCAGUGGGAGAGAGAAGCGUCGAUCGGUUGCCUCUUGUACACACCCCAGCCAUGAACUGAACCCGCAACCCAGGCAUGUGCCGACUAGGGAUCGAACCUGUAGUUUAUGGGCUUCACUUUCGGUUCACGGGAUGACACCGCAGCUGGCUGAGCCGCCCGGCAGGGCCCCCCAGCGUGUUUGAUGCGGUUUGGACUCGAGUGGGGAUGAGCAGCAGCUGCAGGUGCUCCGCUUGCUGCACGGAAGAGCCGGGAAACCGUGACAGCCAUGAGUCCGGUAGCUGCCGAGUUGUUAGUCACUAAUCUCAGCCACAGCCCUUGGGGACAGUGUCUUGGGGGACAAGGUGGGUGCAGAGGCCAUGAGACUGCUGCGUUCUGCCCAGACUGGCCCGUGGGGGGCUGGAGAAAAGUGGGUUAUGAUGGGGCCUCCUCCUGCAAAUAAAGUGGGUGUUUUCCAGAAUGUG
Artibeus jamaicensis (Jamaican fruit-eating bat) is the source of this 2653-nucleotide messenger RNA. It is a transcript of the gene TRIM38, whose product is annotated as tripartite motif containing 38. The coding region runs from base 188 to 1843 and encodes 551 amino acids. Gene Ontology annotation, molecular function: zinc ion binding; protein binding. The transcript has 8 exons. The record is from RefSeq and is a predicted model, not a curated record. Lineage: Eukaryota; Metazoa; Chordata; Mammalia; Chiroptera; Phyllostomidae.